Molecule: messenger RNA, 956 nt
Organism: Coprinopsis cinerea okayama7#130
Lineage: Eukaryota; Fungi; Basidiomycota; Agaricomycetes; Agaricales; Psathyrellaceae
Exons: 3
Coding region: 458-784 (108 amino acids)
Source: RefSeq, a predicted model, not a curated record
CCCAGACGAGCUUAGCACACACCGGUGGUCCCUUCGAACUCCCAGGAUCAACUGAUUGUGUGCUGGGGCAGGAUUCAAGGCCUAUCUUCUCGGCGCUUGAGUUCCUGAACGUUUCGAGUGUUUAAGGAGUCAACGCUUGUAACCACUGCCAUUCUCCAUCCCGGUACCGCACAGGACGAUGCUGCGAACGAUUACCCUCUUUUUGGUCUCUUGUAUCUUCAUACAAACGUGGGCCUCACCUGUGGUCGACCUUGGAUCACAAAUCCUAUCUCCCAGGAGUUUGCAGCGAAGAACGGACCCAUACUUCCCUGACGAACCGGAGUCUUGUCCCAUCUGUGCAAAGGACUAUGACAGUAUCAGGAGCUGUGCAGAGGCAACCCCGGUAUUCCAGAACUUCUCCGUGGCAUGUCCUUGAAAAAUCGACGGCUCGUACUGUGAGGCUGACUUGAAGCAGGUCAUGUUCAAUCCGGGAGCCUUUGUGGACGUUAUCCAGUGUGCCUGUGCAGAUACGUUCAAGGCUGUAUUCCCCCAAUGCGUCGACUGUUUCCUUCGGACAGGGCAGGAGCGUGUUAUCAUGGGUGAAGACCUUCCAUCUGUCGUGGAAGGUAUCCGACGGAUAUGCGCCGUCGCCAGCACCCUGGUCGGAAACGUCACGGAUAGCAAUAACGCACCACCACCCCCGGUUGCAGAGGGAACGGGAACGAGGACCGUUCAAGCCGUGUCGUUCACGUCGGUUUUAUUGGUCGCUGGUCUAUCUGUCGCAGCGAUGCUUGCGGGCUCUUGAGCCUUGAACAGGCACAUUUCUCUCCUUGCUUAUUAUUUGGAUUUCUUCCCUCCCUAGCUGGAUACCCCUCUCGUUCAUCUUCACGAGUAUUCAUGACUUAUGACCUCUUACGAACUAUCACGAUGUGACUAACCCUGUUGUAAACACUUGUGUAAAUCUAAGUAUAUUCAAC